Molecule: messenger RNA, 1893 nt
Organism: Exophiala spinifera
Lineage: Eukaryota; Fungi; Ascomycota; Eurotiomycetes; Chaetothyriales; Herpotrichiellaceae
Exons: 3
Coding region: 1-1893 (630 amino acids)
Molecular function (GO): long-chain fatty acid transmembrane transporter activity; long-chain fatty acid-CoA ligase activity
Source: RefSeq, a predicted model, not a curated record
AUGGCUCUCGCAACCGCAGCAGCAGUCGCCGCAGGCAGCUGGGCGACCGCAGCCUACCUCGAUGCCAAAUUCCACCUCCGCAAGGACUAUGACAACAUAGCCCGCAUGAGCCAAGGAGCGAAAGAGUACGCCCGCGCCGUGAAAGAAGACCGAGUCAGCUUCUGGUACGUUCUCGAGGAGAGGUGCAAGCAAUAUGAGAGUCGCCGGGCGAUAUGGUGGCGCGAGCGGUCAUACACUUUCGGUGAACUGCACGACGAGACGCUGCGCAUUGCACAGUGGAUGCUAGAGCAGGGCGUGAGACCGGGGGAACUGGUGGCGCUGUACCUGACGAACUCGCCGCACUUUAUGUUUUCGUGGUUCGCGUGUCUGGCGAUCGGUGCCGCCCCAGCGUUCAUCAACUACAAUCUGGAAGGCAAGGCGCUGUUGCACUGUCUGGACGUGGCGCAGACGAAACUACUGGUCGUCGAUGACGAGCCGGGAUGCCAGGCACGAAUCGAAGGAAGCCGAACCGACAUCGAGAGCAGGGGAAUGAGGAUUGCCGUGCUCGACGAUGCGCUCAAGCAGAGCAUCUCCUCAAGACCGGUCGUAAGACCAGGCGAUGAGCUCCGCGCGGGAACCAAGGGCGAGUUCCCUUAUUGCCUGAUAUACACCAGUGGCACGACGGGUCUUCCGAAAGGUUGCGCCUUCACACACUCUCGAGUCUGGCUGAUGUGCGGCCACUCCAUGCCCAUUUGCGACGGCAAACCCGGCGUGGACCGGUGGUACAACAGCAUGCCUCUGUACCACGGCACCGGCGGUAUCUCGAGUUCGACCUCUCUCCUCCAGGGCCUUAGCCUAGCCCUCGCGCCCAAGUUCUCCGUGUCACGGUUCUGGAACGACAUCCACGACAGCGAGAGUACCUUCUUCAUCUACGUGGGCGAAACAGCGCGGUACCUGCUGAAUGCCCCGGCUCAUCCUCUGGAGCGAGACCACAAGCUGCGCGUCGCGUACGGAAACGGCCUGCGCCCGGACGUGUGGGCCAAGUUCCAGGAACGCUUCAACGUUCCAGAGAUCGGCGAGUUCUUCAACUCCACGGAAGGCAUGUUUUCAUUGUUCAACUACGACAAGGGUCCGUUUCUGCAGGGGUGCGUAGGCCAUCACGGACUGCUCCUCCGCACGAUGCUGCGCAACGUCUACAUCCCCGUCAAGAUCGACCACGACACCGGCGACAUCUGGCGAGACCCCAAGACCGGCUUCGCCCAGCGGACGCCGUACGAAGAAGGCGGCGAGAUGCUCGUCGCCGUGCCGAACAAGGAGGCUUUCCAGGGCUAUUGGCGCUCGCAGGCCGCGACGGACAAGAAGUUCUGCGUCGACGUUUUCAAGAAGGGCGACGUCUACUACCGGUCCGGCGAUGCGCUGAAGCGAGACGCCGACGGGCGCUGGCACUUCCUAGAUCGACUGGGGGACACGUUCCGGUGGAAGAGCGAGAACGUGUCGACGGCCGAGGUGGCCUUGACCAUUGGCCAGUACCCCGGCAUCGCCGAGGCGAACGUCUACGGAGUACUGGUGCCGAACCACGAAGGACGGGCGGGCUGUGCGGCGAUCCAUCUCGAUCCGAACCACCAGGGGCCGCCUGUGAAUUGGGACGAUCUGCUCAAGUUUACGAGAGCGAGGCUGCCUCGAUACGCCGUGCCGGUGUUCCUCAGGGUCGUGAAAGCGAGUACCCACAUCCACAACCACAAGCAGAACAAGGUCCCGCUGAGGAAGGAGGGUGUCGAUCCGAACCUUGUGGGAACCGAGGCGAAGGAGGGCAAGGACGACGUCUUCCUGUGGGUUCCGCCGAAAGGGGACUCCUACGUUCCUUUUACGAGACAGGACUGGGAGAAGCUGGAGAAUAAGGAGGCGAGGUUAUAG